Molecule: messenger RNA, 891 nt
Organism: Eutrema salsugineum
Lineage: Eukaryota; Viridiplantae; Streptophyta; Magnoliopsida; Brassicales; Brassicaceae
Product: ferredoxin-2
Exons: 6
Coding region: 61-606 (181 amino acids)
Biological process (GO): electron transport chain
Molecular function (GO): electron transfer activity; 2 iron, 2 sulfur cluster binding
Source: RefSeq, a predicted model, not a curated record
GACUUAUCUUCAACCUCUCGACGUAAAGCCGCGAAAAAAAAAGCAAAAUCCCCCAAAAAGAUGGCUCUGAUAUUCCCCUGUACAUUUUGUAAUUCGUUUCAACUUCAGCGAAAGACUUUUCAGAUCAAUCGCCGAUAUUCUCCGAAUUUCCGUGGAGGAGCUACGACGUGUGAGUUCCGAAUCCCUGUAGAAAUUUCCAGUCCAACAGACAGAGGAUCGUUGGCUGUUCCUUCGCACAAAGUCACUGUCCACGAUCGACAACGAGGAGUUGUUCACGAAUUUGAGGUUCCAGAGGAUCAGUACAUACUGCACUCAGCUGAAUCCCAGAACAUUACUCUUCCUUUUGCUUGCAGGCAUGGUUGCUGUACUAGCUGUGCCGUACGUGUAAAAUCUGGAGAGCUGAGGCAGCCACAAGCAUUGGGAAUAUCAGCAGAACUAAAGUCCCAGGGCUAUGCACUUCUUUGUGUGGGUUUCCCUACAUCUGACCUUGAAGUAGAAACACAAGACGAGGACGAGGUCUACUGGCUACAAUUUGGAAGAUACUUCGCUCGUGGACCAAUUGAAAGAGACGAUUACGCCCUUGAACUCGCCAUGGGAGACGAGUAGAAACAAGAACAAAAAGUCGCGAACUCUCUGUACUAGAAGUGACUAGUGAGUGUUACUUUUCAUAGUCCUGAAUCUCGUUGGUGCAUCCUCGUAAAUCUCUUAAUGAACUCAACGAUAUUCCGAUAAAACUUCCCAACAAUUCAACAUUUUGUGAAAAAAACUUGUGAACCUUUUAACCAUAAACUCCAAAUUUGCAACAAAGUUUUUGUUUGCAUAUCUCUAGCCUCUACUGAAGUGUUGUAACCUUUCGGUCCUAAGUAAUGGUCAUAAACAGUAUUCUUCAAA